AUGUCGGAGACCGAUCUCAGAGAGCUUUCAGUCUCCAAACGAAGGCCGUUAUUGCUGGCGAUUGCAGUGGAGGAAGAGGAGGAGAGAGAGGAGGGUUUUGAUUCGAGAUCGGAUUCGUUGGAUCGAGUGUUAUUUUUGGGCUCUGGAUUGGAUGAGAUUGUGGUUGAUGAGAAACUUUAUUUUGUGAAAAACAUCUUUAACUACCUCUUUUUCGUACUGGAUCAAUUGUUAUGGCAUGCAGAUUUCUCUAAACGAUGGCAUUUGUGCCAACUUGAGGUCUUGGAUUGCAAGAAGGUUGCAUGGCCGAACUCUGUAACUGAAGAGAAGUAUUGUGUUGAGGACUGUGGGUGGCCUUUAAAAGAGUUUGCAUAUGAGUGCAAAAUAAACCUUUUGACAGGUCGAACUCGUCAGAUUCGAGCACAAUUGGCUGCUUGUGGUGCACCGAUAGUGGGUGACUCAAUGUACAUGCCUCCUGCAAUUGCAGAGAUGAUCAGUCCUGGGCUUAAUCUAUUUGGAAAGUACAAGAAACAAUGCACAAGUGAGUAUGAUAAAGUAAUGGCUAUGCAGGAGUGGAUUUCAUACGGUUCAGGUGAGCAAACCUGGGCUUUUUCUUUAGUAUUUAUAUUUCUAUCUUUGGGUAAUCUUUGGAUAAUCUUUACUCUAAUCUUUAGUCUUUACUGAUAAUGAUCUCUGCUCUAAUCUUUUGAUUGAAACAUUAAUUAAGCCUGAUUUGGAUAAUCUUUACUCUAAUCUUUUGAUUGAAA
Messenger RNA from Camellia sinensis, 764 nucleotides. NCBI's taxonomy places the organism in Eukaryota, Viridiplantae, Streptophyta, Magnoliopsida, Ericales, Theaceae. The record is from RefSeq and is a predicted model, not a curated record.